UAGCUAGGGGGCAAUGAAAGAGUGCGCUAGCUGUUGGGACAUUGUUCUUGCAGAGUGGAUUGCAUUGCAGGGAGCUCUGGGCGGAGAGGAGACAAUACUAAAGAUAUGGGGAAUUAUAAAUCUAGACCGAGCCAGACUUGCACGGAUGAGUGGAAGAAGAAAGUAACCGAGUCCUAUGCCGUUAUUGUAGAAAGGCUAGAGGAUGACCUUCAGAUUAAAGAGGUGGAACGAGCAGACCUUCAGUUGGUUUUCAGCUCAGACGAAGCCUUCGGCAAAGUCAAUUUAAACUAUCGAACAGAGAAUGGCCUAUCUCUACUCCACUUGUGCUGUAUCUGUGGCGGUAACAAGUCGCACAUUAGAACGUUGAUGCUGAAAGGCUUACGCCCAUCCAGACUAACUAAAAACGGCUUCACAGCUCUCCACGUGGCUGCGUAUAAGGAUAACGCUGAGGUGCUGACGGCAUUACUGCACGGUGGGGCAGAUAUACAGCAGGUGGGGUAUGGAGCUCUCACCGCCCUCCACAUUGCCACCAUCGCUGGGCAUCACGAGGCUGUUGAUAUUUUAUUACAACACGGAGCAUAUGUCAACGUGCAAGACGCCGUAUUCUUCACCCCGUUACAUAUUGCGGCAUACAAUGGGCACGAGCAGGUCACGCGUCUGCUCCUGAAAUUUGGCGCAGAUGUAAACAUGAGCGGAGAGGUGGGAGACCGACCCCUGCACCUCGCCUCCGCCAAGGGGUACCUCACAAUCACCAAAUUAUUGCUGGAGGAGGGAAGCAAAGCAGACGUCAAUGCCCAAGAUAAUGAAGAUCACGUUCCGCUGCAUUUCUGUUCACGAUUUGGACACCAUGAAAUCGUCAGAUACCUCCUGCAAAAUAACUCAGAUGUCCAGCCUCACGUUGUGAAUAUUUAUGGAGACACGGCCUUGCACCUCGCCUGUUACAAUGGCAAAUAUGACGCGAUGAGGGAAUUGAUCCAGCUCUCGGGCACAGAAAGUCUGACGAAGGAAAAUAUUUUCAGCGAAACGGCUUUCCAUAGUGCCUGCACGUACGGCAGAAAUCUAGAGCUCGUAAAGUUUCUGCUUGAUCAGAAUGUUUUAAACAUCAACCACCAAGGAAGAGAUGGACAUACCGGAUUGCACUGCGCCUGUUACCACGGGCACGUGCGUCUGGUUCAGUUCUUGCUGGACAAUGGAGCCGACAUGAACCUGGUGGCCUGUGAUCCCAGCAGAUCAAGUGGUGAGAAGGAGGAACAGACCUGUCUGAUGUGGGCUUAUGAGAAAGGGCACGACGGGAUUGUUACGCUGCUGAAACAUUAUAAGCGGCCUCAGGACGAAUCUCCUUGUAAUGAAUAUUCUCAACCCGGCGGAGAUGGUUCCUAUGUAUCCAUUCCAUCGCCUCUCGGGAAGAUUAAAAGCAUGACUAAAGAAAAAGCUGAUGUUCUCCUGCUGCGUGCCAGCCUGCCCUCGCACUUUCACCUUCAGAUGUCCGAAAUUGAAUUUCAUGAAAUAAUUGGAUCAGGGUCAUUUGGGAAAGUAUACAAAGGAAGAUGCAGAAAUAAAAUUGUGGCCGUUAAAAGAUACAGAGCUAACACGUAUUGCUCCAAGUCAGACGUGGACAUGUUCUGCCGAGAGGUCUCCAUACUCUGCCGACUCAACCAUCCAUGUGUGAUUCAGUUUGUCGGCGCUUGCAUGGACGACCCCAGUCAGUUUGCCAUUGUGACACAGUAUAUCUCCGGGGGGUCUCUCUUCUCUCUCCUUCAUGAGCAAAAAAGAAAUCUUGACUUGCAGUCAAAGCUAAUUAUCGCCGUGGAUGUUGCCAAAGGAAUGGAAUAUCUGCAUAACCUGACCUAUCCCAUCAUCCACCGGGAUCUGAACAGCCACAACAUUCUCCUCUAUGAAGAUGGCCACGCCGUGGUGGCGGACUUUGGAGAAUCUCGAUUCCUUCAGUCAAUGGAUGAGGACAACAUGACAAAGCAGCCUGGGAACCUGCGAUGGAUGGCUCCAGAAGUCUUCAGCCAGUCCACGCGGUACACCAUAAAAGCUGACGUUUUCAGCUACGCCUUGUGCCUUUGGGAACUACUUACUGGAGAAAUCCCUUUUGCUCACCUCAAACCAGCUGCUGCCGCUGCUGAUAUGGCGUACCAUCACAUCCGACCGCCCAUCGGAUAUUCCAUCCCGAAGCCAAUAUCGUCCUUGUUAAUGAGAGGAUGGAACGUAUGUCCUGAAGGGCGGCCGGAGUUCUCGGAGGUGGUGUGUAAGCUGGAGGAGUGCCUGUGCAAUAUUGAGCUGAUGUCUCCAGCCUCCAGUAACAGCAGCGGCUCUCUUUCACCGUCCGCCUCCUCAGACUGCCUGAUUGCCCGCGGGAACCCUGGUCGUAGCCACGUAGCAGCUUUACGUACCCGCUUUGAGUUGGAGUACGCUUUAAAUUCUAGAGCUUACGCCGGCUGGUCUCAGAGCAGUGACGCUACCCCCGGCCGUGGUCUGACCUUAGAGGAGAUGAAGAAAAGUUUUCAGUAUCCACCGAUAGACAAAAAUGGUUACGUGUCUGAUCCCAUGAGUACAAUGCGAUUCCAGUCUUGCUGCAGGACUAGCAGUUUGGAAGACAGUAACUGACAGAUGGAGUCUUUAGUAGCAACGCUGAUAUCCCAGGAAAAGGGCGAGCGCGUCGCCACCUGACAGCCAGGAGGAAACUGUCUACACAGAGACAUACGUCUGAUAAUUCAUCGCUUUAUGCUUUUGUUUUGCUCUUUUUCUAUUACGGGAUCCUGCUGUAAGGCUUUAUAACCUUUACCCUGCCGGGGAAAUAAGAUAGAAAUUAGUUUUCCAUAUGACACUGUAAUCUGUCUGCUAUUACCAGCGCAGCGCGGUAAGCAGUGUUGAUGUUGUGUGUGCAUUCCUUAUCGGAAUACGCCUCCUUUUUACAAUAGCGUGCGUUUUUGUUUUUGCUUAGCUGCAAUUAAUGAAUUGUUCCUGGCGCUUUAUAGGCCGUCCAAUCGCUGCAAUAUGUCCCCGACCUGACCUCAUAUUCCUGCGUCUGAUUAAUUAAACACUGUUGUGUGCAAAUA
Messenger RNA from Pseudophryne corroboree (corroboree frog), 3065 nucleotides. It is a transcript of the gene TNNI3K, whose product is annotated as TNNI3 interacting kinase. Gene Ontology annotation, molecular function: protein kinase activity; ATP binding; protein binding. Gene Ontology annotation, cellular component: cytoplasm. The record is from RefSeq and is a predicted model, not a curated record. The transcript has 25 exons. NCBI's taxonomy places the organism in Eukaryota, Metazoa, Chordata, Amphibia, Anura, Myobatrachidae. Gene Ontology annotation, biological process: protein phosphorylation; signal transduction. Bases 106 to 2613 code for a protein of 835 amino acids.